AUGAAUCAGAAUGCACAAUAUGGGAAAACUUAUAACCCAAAUUGGAAGAAUCAUCCCAACUUCUCAUGGGGUGGAAAUCAGCCGAAUCAACCUCAGAAGCCACCUCAACAGCCAGCUGGAGCUCUUCCAAGUGAUACUAAGCCCAAUCCUAAAGCUCAAGUCAAUGCGGUUACCUUGAGAAAUGGAAGAGCACUAGAAGAAGUUCCAAAGAAAAAGAAGAAUACAGAUCAUCCUGAAGGAGAAUUAGCUCCCAAGCCAGUUGAGGGGAAUGAUAAAGAUGAUAAAGGACUCAAGCCAGAAGUGCCUAAGUAUGCAAGGUAUCUCAGAGAUAUUGUGACAAACAAACAAAGACAUGCAGAGUUUGAAACAGUUGCACUUACUGAAGAGUGCAGUGCCAGAGUUCAGAGUAAAUUUCCUCCAAAGUUGAAGGAUCCUGGGAGUUUCACAAUUCCUUUGUCUCUUGGAAAACAAGAACUAGAAGAUAGGUCACUAGUCAUGCCCGAAGGAAUUAUUGAGGAUGUGUUAGUUCGAGUAGGAAAGUUUAUUCUUCCUGCUGAUUUUAUUGUUCUUGAUUACGAGGCAGAUGUGGAAGUGCCCAUUAUUUUGGGACGACCAUUCUUAGCUAUUGGUGGAGCAAUUAUUGAUGUGAGAGCAGGAAAGUUAAAAAUGAGAGUUGACGAUGAGGAGGUCACUUUUAAUGUGUACAAGGCACUUAAGCUUCCUAAGCUUUAUGAGGACUUGUGCAUGAUUACUGUGGUAGAAUCGAAGGGGAUAAAGCAGAGUCCUUAUGUGGAUUAUACUGAUCCAGAUGGGACAACUGAGUUAAAGGAGGUGGUAUUUCCAGCUGAACGUGUUAAGAUGAUUGAGAAAAGAACCAGAGAUGAAAGAGGAGACCUUACGAGAGCGUGA
Messenger RNA from Nicotiana tabacum (common tobacco), 909 nucleotides. Lineage: Eukaryota; Viridiplantae; Streptophyta; Magnoliopsida; Solanales; Solanaceae. The record is from RefSeq and is a predicted model, not a curated record.